UGUCAGGCACUGUUCUGAACGGUCUGGACUGACACACGGAGGUUGCCUCUCGAUUGUCUCCAUCCUCCGGGUUCGAUCCUGCUAUUAUAUAUACCAUCAAUCUUCAGCCUCAUGUCCACCGUCCUUCCACCUCCAUCGAUCGCAAUGUCUUCAGGACUCAGCUACUUUUCAAGAGCAACAGGCAGCAGUGGCUCCUGCACCCAUUCAGUUAGCAGCGAUGAUUCCUGGUCCCGUCACAGUGGCAUUAUGCCCCAACAACCGUCGGCGUACGGGACUUCGGGCGACGCUCCCGUGAUCUACCAUCCAAGCGCUAGAAGGUUCUCCCCUCCACAUCUUGAGCGCGGACCCUUAGAUACCCAGGCUACUGCCGUGAGGCCUCCCAAGCAAGUUUCACCGGAGUUUGCUAUGCCCUACAGCGGACUUCCAGUGACUUCACAUGCAUUGGGAACUAUCCCCGUGACUGCAGGGGGUACCCUACCACGCCCUACCGCUCUCUAUCCGGAGUGGGACCACCCUGCUCGCCUCCCAGCGGAAUCUCUCCGGCGUGAUUAUGAUUUAGUUAGACCUUACGAGACUCCCGAGUAUCUGGUGGAGAGGAACGGUCGACGUGCGACAGAGAAGCUAAAAGGCACUACUCGAUAUCACUCCCAGAGACGGCCGUCUAACCGGGAUGAGUUUGAUGGACCCCAUCAGUUGCUUGAACCUCCUUCACCACGUGUCAUUGCAGCCCAAGGACGGGAUUUACCUCAUCUACCUACUAAUCUCGAUGUCUCAGAGCAAGAUCAAAUCCUCACAUCGGUCAACGACCGACUGUCACAAUGCGCAUUUGACUUCGUUGCAAAGUAUCAAUUUCCGAUUCCGCUGGAGCCGGAUAAGAGACCGGUGAGAGUUCCCUCAGACCGUGAAUGGACCGAGUGGGUGUAUCUUCUCAAGAGACUGGCGACCAAACGUCGCAUACCCGCCCGGGUUUUGUAUAAUGGCCAGAUCAAGCAGUUAGUCACUGUGCUGGAGAACUCCCUGGAAAUGAGGCAUGCGGCCAAGCAUCAGUCCCGGCCCAUCAAAGACGACCGGAACGUUCUCCAACUUAUUUCCGCCGGUACCCAGGUGGCGAAGAUCCUGAAGGAUGCCAGUGCCAUGGAUUUUCUUGACCGCCUCUAUCUUGAUACAGAGAAACGCAUCCAGGAUCGACGCAGUCGUCGAGUGAAGUUUGCCAGUCCAUGAAUGCGUGUCUGUCAGCCUUUGCCUGAAUGAUGAUUAUGAUGAUGACCUUUGAGUUCUGGCCACGAUUUUGCCUUGCCACAGACCAUGUCCGCAGGAUACCGCCAUGCUCCUGUUUUGUGGCUUACCCCUCCGCACCUUUUGGACGGUUGUUCCCAGGAAGGAAGUCUCCCAUGGAAAUAUGUCCCCUGCCCUUGGAAUGAAUAUCCGGAUGACCCGUCCAGUAUAUUGACUGGAACUGCGGACCUUACCACCCUUACGGACGGAAUGAAUUUAUCCAAGCGUCCCACAUGCGGCCCUGGAAUUUGGAUUACCAAGUACUCCCUGGAUUGGCCGAGCCCAGACUGAGAAUGAUUUAC
This is a messenger RNA of Aspergillus ibericus CBS 121593, 1577 nucleotides long. RefSeq lists its product as uncharacterized. The coding region runs from base 112 to 1221 and encodes 369 amino acids. NCBI's taxonomy places the organism in Eukaryota, Fungi, Ascomycota, Eurotiomycetes, Eurotiales, Aspergillaceae. The transcript has 3 exons. The record is from RefSeq and is a predicted model, not a curated record.